AAGGGCGGCAUAUAAAUCCAAUAAACCAAACCAAAUCAAACCAAAAAAGGACAGCAAAAGGUUCUCAAAGUGUAUCUCCAAACUGAAGAAAUGAACAUCAGAAUGCAAUGUAGAUUCAAAUGACCCCAAAACAGUUUUAAUUUCGCAUGAAUGCUGUGAGAUCUGAGAUGACAGUGACUGAGCAGAACAGAAAUGUAAGCUGACAUUGGAUGCUUCAGUGAGAAAGCUUCUAAGUGUAACUGCUAUAAAAAGGGUGAACUCUCUUAUUUGGGUCGUUACAAAUUUAAAAAUAAAAUCAGCAAUAUCGUAAUUUUGUUUUAAAUGAAAUUAAGUCCCACAAUGGAUUAUUUUAUUUGUAAUUCUAACAUAGGGCUACAACCAGUGGUGUAGAUCCAAUGACAUCCAUUCGUGGAAAUAUUUCUCUCUCCCUCAGAAUGUUCCUUCAGAUCCUUCUGAAGAACCUUCUGUUGGAGUUGGAUUAUAAAUACUCUCCUAACAUUGAAUAUAUUCUAGAGUAAACAUUUUGUUAUUCAGAGAAUGGGAAAAUUAAUUAAAAUUAACGAAAUACUUAAAUUUUUGAAGGCAUGCCAUUUAAAGACUGAAACUAUGACAUACGAAGAUAAGGAGCAUCAGCUAGUCACUGACUGUGUUAAAGAAAUAACAUGUAUUUCUGCUGAAAUAGAGGAAGCAAAUGCUCAGAUUGCAAGAAUGAGUGAAGAAUUGAUGAGGAAGGAUGAAGAGCUGAUUAACUACCAGGAGGAAAUCUCAUCCCUUUUAUCUCAGAUUGUUGAUCUUCAGCAUAAGAUCAAAGAGCAUGUAAUUGAAAAAGAAGAAUUGAAGCUACAUCUACAAGCUUCGAAAGAUGCCCAGAAACAGCUGACAGCAGAGGGUUCAACAGAAACGUAUAUUUGAUACUGUCAAACUUGCUAAUGAUAUGCGUGGCCGUUCUGCUUCCUGUCCUGUUUCACUGUCCAUUCCAGGAUCCAAUCGUUCAAGUGUUGUCAUGACAGCAAAGCCUUUUCAUUCUGGCUUGCAAUACAUGGAAGGAAAAGGAGUUCAGGCUCUAAAGGCCAGUACAGAGGGUGUUUCCAACUUCCAAUCCAGGGAAAUGUCUUUCUUCUACAAACUCUACAUUUACUUUUACUACCUGUAGAAUACUUCACCCAUCUGAUAUAACACAGGUUACACCCAGUACUUUGUAUUCUCCCUUGUGCUCCGGAAGUUGUAGCAGUACAGGCAGUGUAAUUACCAGCUCUCCACCCAUGUUGUAUAAGCUUAGUACUGGAGAAUUCCUUACAAGCAGAAGAGAUUCAACCACCACUUUCAGUAGCACUAGAAGUUUAGCAAAAGUUUUGCAAGAACAAGGCAUCUCAGCCACGGUUUACAACACUCCGGUCCAACUUGAAACACCCCUGCUUCCUCAUCCCAAGAUGCCUGCUGUGCCCUCAACCCCUCCAAAUUCUCCUUUGCAUUCCCCUUGUUCUUCCCCUCAGCCUUUUGAGUCUCGAGCAUGUGUGUCUGAAAAUUUUUUGGCCUCUCGGCCAGCUGAAACAUUAUUACAUGAACUGUACGGACAAAACCUCUCGAAUCCUGAUGCAGGACAGCUGAAGAUGAAUCUCGUAGAGAGACUAAAGAAACUGGGGAUUGCUAGAGCUGUCAAACAGCCUGAGGCAGGGGGUUACAGAAAGAGUCAGAGGGAAAAUAGCUGUCUCCAAAGACAGGGCUCAGGAGUGUAUGUUAGUGCAGGCAGCAAUUUGAUGGGGGGCUUGAGAAGGAACCACAGUCUUCCAGUCUUGAUUGGGGCACUUGCAGGCCCAGUCAGCGCAUCCUCCACAACAAUGGAGGUCUUGAAAGAGGAUUGAGCUAUUUAGCAUCAGACACUCUUAGUUGGGGAACCAAUGCUUCGAAAUGGACAGAUAGUAAAAAUGGUUGCAUUAAAUAUAAGGUUGUUUGAAUAACAAAGGCAUGUGGCUAAAUGGGAUAUGGGAGGGUCAGUAUAAGAAAUUUUAAAAGUUAAGAAAAGAAGAAAAUCGAGGAAAUAACAUUCAAUCGCCUUGAGACAAUUGAAAACACAUCGUCAUGAUUAAAUAAUGCAAACAGAUACAUUUUCUACCAUUUGAUAUUAAAAGAACAAGCAAAUGUCUAUGCAACUUUAUUUUAGAAUAUGUUUUAUUGGAUGUCAUCCAAGAGAUCUGUAUGCAUAAAUAGGCCAUCUCAAAUUAUACACGAUUGUAAGGAAGGACAUUCUUCAAAUAACAGGUGCAAUCUGUUUAUAGAGAUGAAAUCCGAUUCAUUCUAAUGUAGAAAGAUCAGGUGAAAUAUUCUUUUAUUAAGCAAUCUCACACAUUAGGAGAAAUCUAGGAGUGCAAAAUUACUAGGUACUCUGUGGCACAAACAAAGAAACCUCAGCAUUUUAAAAAGUCAAGUUUAUGUGCUUUGUGGAGGUUCUAUAUAUACAUUUGGGAGGAUAUAUUUGGCAAGCAAGCAUUUAUUACCUUAUACGUAGCAAUAUUUGGAAGAUGUUUAGCAUAUUAAUGUUGGAAUAAUCUUGGAGAAAAUUCCAUACAUUUGAAACACAAUCAGUAAUUAAUAAAAAUAAUCUCUUUAAAAUACAUUAUACAAAUAACAACUUUCUGAUUCUCGGGAAGCUAAGGCACAGCUUUCAGGGAGAAAUCUCGCAAUAUUUACAAAAUAAUAGGCACAAUUGUAUUCAUGUGAAACAGAAUUACAGCUAUUCUAGCUGCAGUAGACAAAGAAUUCCCAUUCAUAAUUAAGUGUAAGACAGAUUCCAAGCUUAAAGUUUCCGAAGCAAUUUUGGGAUGGCAGAAUUUCGUGUUUCACAAAAUGAGCACAGUGGGAUAGUUGUGAAUGUGAAACAAAUGGGAAGGAGAAAAAGCACAAGGGGGCACAGUUUUUUCUUCUAUACUUGGAUAACGGAAGGAAGGGAUUCUUAAAAUACGCACAUCUCACUCAGUUAAUUGCUAAUCAAAAACACUUGCAAAGAGUGUCAUGACUAAACUAAGCUGCUUAAUUUAUAGUUACGAUGAACAAAUAAUAGCCCUCUCGCCAUAGAUCAAGCAGGAGAGGAAUAAGAUAAAAGCUGAAUGGUUUGAAAAUUAAACACCAAAAAUGAUUAUAUAAUUUACCUGUGGGUUUUAUAAGGCUAUUCUCCAUAUUAAAGACAUCAUAGGGUGCAUUCAGAAAUACUAACUGGGCUGGAGGUAAACCAUCCAGGUAGCUUUAUAUAUCAAUGAAUCAAAAGUAAGGGCUUUCCCCCCCUUGAAUAGGCAUUCUAGGUGAAGAUUUAGAAGGAUUCCUUUAAACAAAUGUUUUCAACGUUGCAAACAGCCAUGCAAAGUAGCUUAUCAAUUCAGUCUCAGUAUCAAUCAUUGUGCUUGGCACCAUUGGUUGCAGCUAAUAAAUUGUAAAUGGUGCUUGUAAAUAGUAAAAAAUGUAUUUAUUUUAAGCUUCUAUAUACGGGUUAAUUCUAUUUAAAUUAUAUUUUAAAUUUUUUUUUUUAAGCUUGUAAAAUGCAAUUCCUUUGUGAUGUUUAAAAACUUGCUUUCCUUGGCAAGACAAAUAAAAGGGAAUAUUUAAGUUAGGUUCCAAAGCAGCCUGCCAUACUUUUAUAUAAACCGAGAAAAACCUGGGUAAUGAAACAGAAGCAUUCAAGAUAAUCCGCAGUAACUAUAGGGAACCAAGCACAAUAUUUCAACUACUGUGGAUUUGAUGCAUGUUUUAUAUACUAUGUAAAUUCUUUUUAGAUCAUAGUAAUUUCGAAUGGCCAUUCCUAAUUGGAUUUCAUAUCUUUUGUCUUUUUAAAUUAUUUCUGUUGGAAUGGUUCAAAAGAAAGAUUUAAUAAGGUUUUCUUCUGUCGCUGAUAACAAGACCUUGUAAAUCAGACUCCUUUCUUUUGAACCAUAUCCUAUAAAGUCUUGUAAAACUAUUCAGUAAAUAUAGGUUUAUUUGAAAAGGUUUUUUUGCCCCCCAGUUUUUCCAAAUAUGAAUUAUCUAAGAUGUCAUAUUCUGAUUUUUUUUUUUUUACUUGGGCCUGGCUUACAUUUUUUUAUCUUCGGUAUUAAUAAUGAGCGUGUAACCAGUAGCAGAAAAAUCAAAAUUUACUUACCUCCAAAGUUAAAAUGCUAAUUACAUAGCAUGCCUACAGACCCUCCUCUCAAAAAAGAAUUAGCUGAGAGCUAGAGGAGCAGUAUUUUUGUGCCAAAGCUCUUAAAAAAUGGGCCUUGGAAAUAGAAAACAGAUAAAGAAAUAACAAUCAGAACAGUUACCGGUACCAGAAAUACAUUACGAUGAACUAUCCCAGAUAGCUGCUGUUAUAAUGAAUGACCCAUCUUGCAGGAUUGAUAAAGCUAACAAUAACAACCCUAUAAGAUCCUUAGAAGAAUUAUCAUGAUCACUUUCAUAUGUACUUUGAUACCAUAUUUGAGUGCCAAUUUUUCAUAAAGAAAUAGAUGCGCAUGUGAUUUAAAACCAUAUUGUUAAAUAUUUCAUUAUUAUCUGAACUCUUUAUAUGUUUCAUAACAAUAUGUAUGCUUCAGUCUGCUUGAAUGAAAAGAAUGCUUUUUAAAAAAAAACAAAUGUAUCUAUUUUAAUAUGCAAAUGUAGAUGUCAUUUUUUUUCUGCAGGCAAAACCUGAAAUGAAUUUCAUUUGAGACAUUAUGUCAACUGUAAUUCAACAUACAAUAAAGGAUAUUUCUUUUUGGCUUUCCCCCUUAGAAUAUGCAUUUCUUAAAGUUAUAAUCUGUGACAGGUUGUUUUUGCAUAUUAUAGUCAAAUUGAAGCUGGAUAAUAAAACCCAUCUUUUUGCACA
Molecule: messenger RNA, 4828 nt
Organism: Thamnophis sirtalis
Lineage: Eukaryota; Metazoa; Chordata; Lepidosauria; Squamata; Natricidae
Source: RefSeq, a predicted model, not a curated record